Manis javanica (Malayan pangolin) is the source of this 1779-nucleotide messenger RNA. RefSeq names its product family with sequence similarity 81 member A (gene FAM81A). NCBI's taxonomy places the organism in Eukaryota, Metazoa, Chordata, Mammalia, Pholidota, Manidae. The record is from RefSeq and is a predicted model, not a curated record.
GCGGCAGGCGCGCGCUGAUUGGACGGCGCUCCCCGCGGCGCGGGCCCGCAGCCGGGCGUCCCGCACAGCCCAAGCCAGCCGCCGCCGCACCCAGCCGCGCCGGCGAGGACAUGGGCAGCCGCCGCGCGCCCGCCCCCUGCGCCGAUGUGAAUUAUUAAAAAGAAAAUGGCCCAAAGGAGCACUGUAUUUCCUUCUCUUGUCACCGAGGAAAGGCGAGUUAGAACCAUGCCCAGACACAGCCAGUCCCUGACCAUGGCACCCUACUCAUCAGUAAGCCUAGUGGAGCAGCUGGAAGACAGGAUCCUCUGCCACGAGAAAACCACUGCUGCCCUGGUGGAGCAUGCCUUCCGGAUUAAAGACGACAUCGUCAACAGUUUGCAGAAAAUGCAAAACAAAGGGGGAGGCGACCGCUUGGCUAGGCUCUUCUUGGAGGAGCACAUCAGAAACAUAACUGCCAUAGUGAAGCAACUUAAUCGCGAUAUCGAGGUACUGCAGGAGCAGAUCCGUGCCCGGGACAACAUUAGCUACGGAACUAACUCUGCCUUAAAGACUCUGGAGAUGCGUCAGCUCUCCGGUUUGGGAGAUCUUCGGGGAAGAGUGGCAAGAUGCGACGCCAGCAUAGCCAGACUCUCUGCAGAGCACAAGACGACCUACGAGGGUCUCCAGCACUUGAACAAAGAACAGCAAGCUGCGAAACUUAUCUUGGAAACAAAAAUCAAAGAUGCAGAGGGACAGAUUUCUCAGCUUUUGAACAGAGUGGACUUGUCAAUAUCAGAGCAAAGCACCAAACUGAAGAUGUCUCACAGAGAUAGUAACCACCAGCUUCAGCUUCUGGAUACGAAAUUUAAAGGUACAGUUGAGGAACUCAGUAAUGAGAUUUUAUCUGCACGGAAUUGGUUGCAACAGGAACAAGAACGGAUAGAAAAAGAACUUUUACAGAAAAUUGAUCAGCUUUCCUUGAUUGUUAAAGAAAACAGUGGAGCCAGUGAAAGGGAUGUGGAAAAGAAACUCAGCCAGAUGUCAGCCAGACUUGACAAAAUAGAAGAGAGUCAAAAGAAGACUAUGGAAGUGCAGAGAGCAAAACAAGAAGAGGAGAAGGUGCACGGGCGAAUCACCAAGCUGGAAUCACAGAUGAACGAGGACAUGAAGGAAAUGAAAGCAGAAGUUGAUGCUGGGUUUACAGCCAUCUAUGAAAGCAUAGGAUCCCUCAGGCAAGUUCUUGAAGCCAGGAUGAAGCUGGACAAGGACCAGCUACAGAAGCAGAUCCAGCAGGUGCAGAAGCCGGAAGCUCCCCUGUGAAGGGGGCGACGAGGACCUCGGAGGUGGUUUUGCCGGUGGGACUGGGAGCCCGAUGCCUCCGUGGCGAGGCCGCCGCAGCAUUCAGAUGGCUCUCGCCAUGGCUGCAUGUGCCAGGAAAUGUGUUUUCAUGGGUCUUGAUGUUUGCCUUGAGUCUUGAAAACACUCUUUCUUUAAAAGUAUUAAAUACGGUUUUUAUCACUUUAUUCCACUUCUCUAAAUUCAAUGGAAUCACCCCCCUGCCCCGCCCCACCCCCGACCAGCCUGGAUUUUGAAAGGCUUCUGUCCCCUUCAUUUUAUGAAUGAAAAGACUUAACAAUUUUCCUUCAAUGCUUGACGCUCUAGUCAAGACUUUACUAUUCCGAAAUAAUGUCAUGGUGAUUUUUUAAAUUAAGAAAAUAAUAAAUUGUCACAGGAAUGUGUUGCUCCUUACCCUAAAUUAAGAGAAUGUCCGGCUAGAUUAAAAUUCAACCUUUGAGUCCA